Messenger RNA from Paramuricea clavata, 3274 nucleotides. NCBI's taxonomy places the organism in Eukaryota, Metazoa, Cnidaria, Anthozoa, Malacalcyonacea, Plexauridae. The record is from the annotation of a GenBank genome assembly.
GUUAUAUCACAUUAUACAACGCUAACUGCAGCUUGAAAAUUCCACUCAACUAUGUAUUAAUUGUGUAAUUUUUAUUUAACUAUGUACUUUGUAUUUUUGUACUCAACUAUGUAGUCUCGUUUAUGGUAAAUGCUUUUCCAUUUAAAAAUGAAGAUAAAAGCCGUAUUUUCCACGCGAAGGCAACUUUUACUUUGUGUAGCGCGGCGCCAUGUUUGUUUUGUUUUGUUUUGUUUUGAAGCAAUCUUUAAACUGAUUGGUUGAUUUAAUCAUCACAAUGUUUUUCCACCAAUCAGAUCAGUUUGUUACAGAGUUUUGCACUGUGAUUACAGAAAAUUGCACUGUGAUUACAAAAAAUUGCACUGUGAUUACAAAAAAUUGCACUGUGAUUACAAAAAAUUGCACUGUGAUUACAGAAAAUUGCACUGCUGUUUGGGAUUUACUGCACUGAAAUCAACCAAUCACAGUCGAGUAAUAUCUUUAUGUAUAUAUUAAGCCCGUUAUUCAGAUUACAUACAAAGCAACCACAGUUCUGUACAAGCGCGUAUAGCUUACCGAAAGGCUUUAUACCCAUGCAUGUAGUCGGCGCAUUAUUCUAAGAGCGCAGUAGCAUCGUUAAAUUCCACUUUUAUGAUUAAUAUACAGCAUUUUAUUUUGCAGUAUUUCUCCCAAAAGAAUAUUGAAUAUGAUCCUGCUUAUGUUUUUCGGGAUUGCCAGGUGCAGUAUUUUGUAAUAAUUAAUAAGUGAUAAUGUCUGCACUUGACGUAUAGGCGUCGGAUGUUUAGUUUGAUUUAGGGGGAAUUUCCAGGGACACUGGGUAAGAGACUGAAAAGUCAUGUUCAUGCAAUUAUCCCCCAAACCACCUUUGUAAUUAAUCUAUUCUUAUUGGUUAUGUUUAGGAAACUGUGAGAAAGGUCCAUAGAUCUGGACAGAUUGGUUCUAGUGUUGAAAAAGAUAUCGGUAUGAAUACAUGAAUCUAUAUAUGCAUAAGGUCUUAUAAAAGUUAAAAGGCGGCAUAAUUCAGUUUUUUACGUAUGAACACGAACAAGUUUUUUACGCAUGAACAUGAACAAGAUUUUUACGCAUGAACACGAGCGUGUAACCUGUUUAUUUGCCUUAAAACUAUGUUGCACAACAAAGUAGAAAUUUAUAAAUGAGAUACUUAAUAAUUACCUCUAGAAUUCAACAAUAGUUAUCAGAAAAAUAAGACUUUGUGAAACAUAAUUAUAAAGAUACAGUAUCUUCUUCUAACUUUUCCACUAUUUUGUGUGGUAAACAAACACAUAGUCUGCAUCAAUUAAUAAUUAGUGGUCAAAGUUUCCAAAAUUUACUUUAACAGUGAUCCAAAUGAUUGCAUGGUUUUCUUAACUUGCAAUACUAUAAAUUUAGGAAGGCCUUUUCCUGGCGAAAUCAGGUACGGUAGUUGUGCCCUCUGCUGACCAUAGUGCGCACCAAAUUUUGCAAUUUAACUGAACGUAGCAGUUCCGCCUGACCGCAAACCUGAACUGUAGUAUAUUAGGCCCCCAUGUACACUUGCGAUUUUGCUGCGAGUUUAGGUGCCUUUAUCUGCAUCUGAAGGAUGUAAACGACUAAACGAGUGGAUGAGCUACGAAUGUUCAGAAGAGAGUACAUAUAGACCCAUUACACAUGACGUCACAGCGCCAGUGACGAUGCAUCUGGAGGACAAAUUAGCAAUCUGUGCAUAAUAUAACUUUUGUAAACAAAGCAAAUUUUGUAAAACUUUAUAAUAAUUUUGUAUUAAAAUGGUUAGUUUUUGCGCUAUAUGCGGUUGUGGUACCCGAACAAAUAUUGUUAUGGAGCAUCUGGAGGAAACUCUAAGGAUUUGUGACCCGUGGUGCAAUGGGUCUAUACUCAAAAACUAAUCUACUGUAUUCACUCAGUCACAUAACUGAUCUAUUCGCCUGCGUGCAUCAGAAGAAGAAAAUUGAACUAGAAAUUAUAAUUACAGCAAAACGGGCCAGUCUGUGAAAAAAUCAAUUUUGACAAUUCUAUUGGGUUAUACUUGUUUCUGGAAAUACUUCCAACAAAGAUAUAGCACCACAAAAAUACUGCUGAAUAUUUUGUUGUACUAUAAAUAAUUCAUAUACUGGGUUGUAAAUGACAUUAUUGAUGAUUACAUGCAGGAGCGAUAUAUCUUGUUGGAAAUGUCUCUUGGUCUUUGAUCUGCAGGAAAUCUUGCCUUCUGCAUUCACGUUUGUCUGGCGUGGCUGUGUUGAAAGUUUUGAUUUCUAGUCCGAGUGUUCAGGUUUGCGCGCAGUUUGUUAUGAUCAGCGAGGUUUCUGUCAUAUGAUGUAACCUUUAACGUUGCUGCUGAAUUAUGUUAUAUGCAAAUCGUAUCCAAUCAUGCGAUAUGUAACCACUUUUGAUGAGUUACUUUUAUCGAGAUACUCAAUCAUUCAUGUUCUUAUCUUGUUCACGUAAUUUAAAAUCAGUAAUCAUUUUAAACAUUUGAUUUUUCAGGUCGUUAUCUUCAUCCUAACCCGGAAUUACGAGAAUUCUUACAAAGCUUAAUUGAAUGUGGGAAACAAACAUUCCUCAUAACAAACAGUGAUUUCAAUUUUGUGUAAGUUCUUUAUAGAUCUCCGUUGCCUCGCUACUCUACCAUUCGCUGAUGCGCAAUAUGUCAACAAAAAUUUACAAAUGAUAGAAUCUUCGUGGGGUAGCCGAAAGAUAAAUUACUGAUAGGAAUGACUUCGCAUAUAAUAUCUAAUUUAUUGUUUUAUGAUGUUUAAUUAAUCUGCUAGAAAAUUAGAAAUUAUUUUACAAAUAUCUGUGUAUGUAAAAGGAUCAUCGCUUCUGGCACAAUAAAGACUGUCAGUCCAACCGAUUACAAUUUUAUGUAUAAAUGGAUUUUCGCAUCGGCAAUCUUAGAACUGCAUGCAGUACAGGGACUUCAUUAAUCAUUAAUGGCCGAGUGUUAAGUGUCACUAGAGGAAAGGGGAGUGCCUUACAUGUACUCUCUGUAAUCCUCCCGUGUUUUAUAGAUUUAAUAGGAACACUCUUCUCACAAGCAAUGCCCUUUGUGCAUGCCUGCGAAAGAUAGUAGUGUAAGAAUUUUACAUACUGUAUUAUUCCGAUAAAUAUGCAAAACCCACUGUACCAUUAUAUUGGUUUAGGUAAGCGAAAUUCGCCAUUUCCCUUUGUGUUGGAUAGGAAUAAGGGUAUGCGUCAUAUGUUAGGAGAGACAUGGAUGGAAUUAUUUGAUGUUGUUGUCACAAGUGCUAGGAAGCCAUCUUUUUAUCAACGAACUGACAGG